Molecule: messenger RNA, 1749 nt
Organism: Phytophthora nicotianae INRA-310
Lineage: Eukaryota; Oomycota; Peronosporomycetes; Peronosporales; Peronosporaceae
Exons: 1
Coding region: 1-1749 (582 amino acids)
Source: RefSeq, a predicted model, not a curated record
AUGAGCCACACAACGUUAACGGAGACCGACUACGAAAUGCCGCUUCCAGACGAAAAGGUUGAGCUCUACAACCCUGACAGCGCAGCGAUGCUGGGCGAGUCACGAUGCAGCAUGUCCCCACUUGACCCACCGGCGCACGACUACGACAAGUUGCGUUACGUGUACGACGACUACAUCGAAGGAGGUGCGCUUCGAAGCGGAGGAGCGCCGAACCUGUUCUCGCGUCAGUACAUUGGACUCGUCGCGCAGUACGCCGCCGUUGGAUUCAUUGAUGGCGUGCUGCCCAAUGUCAUUUAUCCGUUUCUGCAGAACUACCUCAACAUUCCGGGUUCACAAACUACAACGGCGUCCGUGAUGGUACAGCUCCCUUGGAGUUUCAAGGUUUUCUACGGCAUCGUGUCUGACUGUUUCCCGCUUUGGGGAUACCGUCGUCGGCCGUAUAUGGUCAUGGGCUGGAUCGUCACGUUGGCUAUGCUUGUGGAAAUGGCCGUGACGCCCGAAGGUCGACCUUAUUUUACGGAUACCGCUUACCGCGAUGUCAAGCCGGAGGACUACACACCUGAAAUCAUCGAAACGAUCAACUACGACGCUGCCAACCAGGGCAGCUUGUACAUCAUUCCGAUGAUGGGCUGUGUCUUCGGCUAUUUGAUGGCCGAUGUGUGUGCCGACGGUAUCGUGGUGGAGUUGGCGCAACGCGAGCCGCUCGAGAUUCGAGGACGGACCCAGACGGUGAUUUACACGACUCGCUACGUGUUCAACAUCUUCGCUCUUAUCCUGGUGGCUUUUUGUUUCAACGGUGACGAGUAUGGGGGUGACUUUGACUUCUCACUAUCGUUCCCCAUGCUAAUGUUGAUCGUGGGCAUCGUGCUCGUGCCGAUGGUUCCGGCUACGUGGUUCUUCAUCUACGAGGAAAAGCGCCCCGAGUAUCACAAGAACUUUAAGCACUACAUGUGCGAGCUCUGGGAUAUCGUGCAGACUCGAGCUGUGUACCAGUACAUCGCCUACCAGACCAUUUCGGGUAUCUUUGCCAUGUUCACGUGGGUCUCCGCCUUACCCAUUCAGACGAACUGGGUCAAUGUUUCUCCGCUCGCAGAGAAAAUCGCCGGGUUCUUUACCACAGGCGUGUUUGCCAUGUCGGUCUGGUUCGCUGGUAACUACGGUCGUGACUGGGACUGGCGUCGCACAACGGUGGUGACCAUGGUUUGGAACUUGUCACUCGACGCAGUGGUGAAGCUUUUGACAAUCUGGGAUAUCAACCGAUCGCCUUGGUUCUGGCUUGGUAUCCCCGUUCUGCAGCAAGUUCCUCAGGGAAUCAUCUACAUUGUGGGGUCUUUCAUCAUCGUGGAACUCUCCUCGGAAGGACACGAGGGUGCCAUGUACGGCCUUCUCACAACGGUCUACAACCUGUGCACUCCGUUCUCUGCUGCCAUCACCCGUAACGUCGACAGCAUGUGGGACUUGUCGACCGAGCGGAUCCAGAACGACAGCCAUGGAGUGAGGCAAGAUGUGACCUACACAGUGUUGAUCAUGUACGCCUUCAACAUGUUCUCGCUCGUGUUCCUGGUGAUGCUCCCGCGGCAAAAGGAGCAGACCCAGGUCAUGAAACGUCUUGGCGGCUCAAGCUACGUAAUGGGAGUCAUCACAGUGGUGUAUCUAAUAUUUGCUCUCGUGUGGUCCGUCAUGACCAACAUCAUGAGCAUCUACGAUUCCACCGCAUGUCUAGUCAUCGCUGGUGGCGAGGGAUGCUAA